CGUCUCAAACAACUUAUACAAACACGUCGUCUUCAUCACCAAACGCUAUCUCUAACGCAGAUCCUAACGUUAACUUAACUAAACUGUUUAAACGGUUAUUAAAUGUAGCGGAAAGUCACCAUGACGGACCGAUAUUCGAAAAAGGAUUUGACCUCAACGAAACGGAGCAAAAAAAAUUUAAAAUAUGGCCUGAAGGAAAUAUCCCAUAUUUCAUUGACAUGCUGUCUUUUGAUUUGGAUCAAGAGAAUACAAUAAUAGACAUUUUUAAUAAAUAUAACAAGUUGACUGGAUUGAAUUUUUAUCGAAUUGACGAAGCUCCUGAAGAGGACGCCAAUUUUAGAUGGGUUUUGUUCGCUAACCGAAAAGGAUUUACUCCAUGCUUGCAGUACACUGUUGAUAAUUUUACUAAUGAAGGCAUGCAAAGAGUGAUUUUAGGUUGGGGCUGCAUCAGUGCGGGAGUUGGUUUUGGGCCAUUGGUUCUGGCGCUAGCGGGUGUCCCAUCACAGCACAACUCUCCAGACAGAGAUGAAUACAUUAAAAUUAUAUGGGACAAUAUUGUACCUAGACGAAGACCUCUUUUUACAAAAUUGAACAAUUCAGAUUGGUUAUUCCACAACCUAAAGUACGAUUUUUCAAGUGCUGGACAUUUUGACAACAUUAUAUUCGGUCUUAAUGGAAGCGUUACUUUCAAAAUCAUUAAAGUGGACGAUCGUGAUACAAAAGUCGAGAGACACAACGGCUUAAGUUACCUCGACAUAAAGAAAAUAAAAAUGUUGUACAGCUACAUCAGCAGGAAUCGCACCAACCCCCUGAACGAAACCAGGAGUAAUAACAACGACACAGAUAUGGUAGAUGAUGGUUUGCCAAGGGCUAAGCCAAAUAGGUACCUUGGUCUCCCUGAUCCUACUACAACAACAACUACAACAACAACAACAACAACUACUACUACUACUACAACAACAACGGAAACACCAAUGACAAUUGAUUAUAGAAGGCGAAGAAAUGGAAGACGUAGACGUUAUGGAAGAAUUCCUCGACGACUUAUGGAUGACAUGCUGAUGUUACUAUUAUAA
Molecule: messenger RNA, 1073 nt
Organism: Hyposmocoma kahamanoa
Lineage: Eukaryota; Metazoa; Arthropoda; Insecta; Lepidoptera; Cosmopterigidae
Product: zinc metalloproteinase nas-14-like
Exons: 6
Coding region: 219-1073 (284 amino acids)
Biological process (GO): proteolysis
Molecular function (GO): metalloendopeptidase activity
Source: RefSeq, a predicted model, not a curated record